Messenger RNA from Onychostoma macrolepis, 1189 nucleotides. RefSeq names its product cilia and flagella associated protein 410 (gene cfap410). Gene Ontology annotation, biological process: cytoskeleton organization; mRNA splicing, via spliceosome. The record is from RefSeq and is a predicted model, not a curated record. The coding region runs from base 118 to 876 and encodes 252 amino acids. The transcript has 7 exons. Gene Ontology annotation, cellular component: U4/U6 x U5 tri-snRNP complex. Gene Ontology annotation, molecular function: protein binding. Lineage: Eukaryota; Metazoa; Chordata; Actinopteri; Cypriniformes; Cyprinidae.
GGAGGCGCGGUGCGGCGCAUGCGCAGAGACCGACGCACAGCAGCGGCGUGAUGAUCCCUGAACGCGUUUGAUAUCAAUACUGACGCAUUUCCAAACGAAAUCUUAAGAUUUAUCAGCAUGAAAUUAACGCGUAAACUCGUUCUAGCUCGGGCGAAAGCAUCGGACCUGGAAAGCGUGAAGAAGCUGAACUGCUGGGGCUGCAAUCUGACAGAUAUCUCUAUAUUUGCGGAGAUUCCUAAUAUUGAGGUUCUCACACUGAGUGCGAAUCAGAUCUCGUCUCUGGAGCACAUCUCGUCGUGUCAGCAUCUCAGCGAGCUCUAUCUGAGACGGAAUAAGAUCCCGAGUCUGUCGGAGCUGAAGCAUCUGCAGCAGCUGAGGGCUCUGAAGGUGCUGUGGCUCGCCGAGAACCCGUGCUGUGAUGCUGACCCGCACAAAUACCGCAUGACCGUCAUCAGAACCCUGCCCGGCCUGCACAAACUCGACAACCAGGUGGUUACAGAGGAGGAGCUUACACACGCACUGAAAGAAGGGGAGGAGCUUGUUUCCCCUCCAGGCCCCGCCCCCACCAGCUCAACCAAUGGCCUGACAGAAGCGGACUCUGAGACGGAUCCUCUGAACUACAGCAUGGAGGAAACCAACAAGAUUCGAGCUCAGCUGGGAAUGAAGCUGCUGCCCAGAGACAAGUUUCCAUCGCUGUCAUCCCCGCGAGAGACCGGAGACGCGCCGAGGAGGAAGAGUCACACGCUGGAGGCCGUUCUCCUGCUGCUGAAGGAUCUGGACGUCGAGGAGCUAAAAAUCAUUCAGUCGGUCACCGAGAGCAAACUCAGAUCACGCAGUCGACGGAGAGAGCGAGAGAAAUCUCCCAUCUGCUCGUGAACAUCAGCGGAAAACACUGACGACACGCUUAAACCAGCAGCCAGCGCUCCGUCUCAGAUAUUAACAUUAACACACAUCACCGCGGUCCUCAGAUCAGGACAAAACCAGUGAAUCUGUCACGUUCACAUCUAAACGCCUCACUCGUGAUCGUUACCAAGUUGCCUUUCCCUGUUCAAAUUAAGACGUUCUCCUGUUUCGGAGGAAGUGUUUUGCUUUGUAAUGAUCUCAAUGAAGUGCGACGAUGUUCUGUUGGGUUCAGAUAAUAUAUAAGAAUGUAUUUUUCUAUGUAAAUAAACUCAGAUGCAUAAGAAUA